Molecule: messenger RNA, 1412 nt
Organism: Etheostoma spectabile (orangethroat darter)
Lineage: Eukaryota; Metazoa; Chordata; Actinopteri; Perciformes; Percidae
Product: retinol dehydrogenase 12
Exons: 7
Coding region: 188-1084 (298 amino acids)
Source: RefSeq, a predicted model, not a curated record
UUAUGACAUCCCAAUGCAUUCUCAACUAAAUAAAAAGGCAAAUAAGUACGCUGUAUGCACUUUUUAUUUUUCCCUUCUCAAUCAUCCUCUCUUUUACAUCUCUGGACCUGAGUCUUGAGAUAACGUAGGUGAAAUAAGGAGCCACUUAAAUUUUAGGAGGGACAAUUUUGUGUCACCAGCUACAGAAAUGCAAGCAGUCAGGUCUCUGUUUAUCCCCAAGUGGUCUUCAGACGUGCGUCUAGAAGGGAAGACAGCUAUAAUAACGGGGGCUAAUGUUGGAAUAGGCAAAGAGACAGCGAAAGACCUGGCCGGCAGAGGUGCACGGGUGAUUUUGGCAUGCAGAGACAUGGCAAAAGGAGAGCAAGCUGUUUGUGACAUCAUGAGGGAGGUGGAGGGAGCCAAGGUAGUCGCCAGGCAACUGGAUCUAGCUGACACCAAAUCGAUUUGCCAGUUUGCUGAGAAUGUCUACAACACUGAGAAGACUCUUCACUACUUGAUCAACAAUGCAGGGGUGGCUAUGUGUCCUUACACCACCACUGUGGAUGGCUUUGAGAUGCAGUUUGGAGUCAAUCACUUAGGUCAUUUCUUCCUGACCUUUCUGUUACUGGAUUUACUGAAGCACUCAGCCCCAUCCCGGGUCAUUAACUUGUCCUCUGUAGCUCACCACAUGGGCAAGAUCCAGUUUGAUGACCUGAGUGGUGAGAACAACUACCACCCUGUCAAAGCCUACGCACAGAGCAAGCUGGCCAACAUCCUGUUUACCAGAGAGCUGGCCAAAAAGACUGAGGCUCUAGGUGUGAUGGCCGUAUCUGUGGACCCUGGCAUGGUAAACACUGAAAUAACAAGGCACCUGAGGCGUCCUCUUGUGGGCAUACAAAAGACGUUCAGUUCCUUGCUCAAGACCCCGGCAGAGGGAGCCUACACCACCAUCUACUGCACCGUCACUCCUGAGAACCAGCUGCUCACUGGAGGAUACUACAAGGACUGUGCCAGUGCAGAGAGCUCCAGGGCCGGUCAGGAUGAUGGCACUGCCUUAAAGCUGUGGGCUGUGAGCUGCCACCUGCUCGGCAUCUGCUGGAUAUAAACUAACUUUUAAAUAUGCUAUCCUGUAUGAUGUGAAGCAUUAUACAUGAGCACAUACAGUGAUAGACUUGGUACUACAAAUAUUAUGCUGAUGCUAGAUUUACUCAAUGCUGAACAUGUGGGUGUUGGACAAGAAAUGUGUAAGUAGCCAAGCUGAACAAGAAGAUACUAAUACAAGCCUACUCUUCUCCCACCUAGGAGGAUACCAUUUCCGCUCCAAGCACCCUUCUAGCUGUAAUAGGAGUGUAAUUGUGUUAGAUUGUUUAUGCGGGCUGAGGUGCUAAUUGGUUGGAGAAAUAAAUGUUCAUAGAUGCUGAUAAUAAAAACAU